CUUUUCUGUGAUACAGAAGUGGACCAUUGUAGGGAAUGGAACACCAAGCGUCAGGAGAAAGGAGAACCCACGUAUGAUAAUAAUAUAUUCGAUGAUCUGGUAAGUAGAUUUGAGAAGCCAGAUAGGCGCAAUCGUUGGGAUUCUCCUCUUUUUGAAUUGUUUCCAUCUAGAGAUGGAGUAAUGGAAUCGUCUCCUGUUAUUGCUGAGGCUGUAUCAUAUUUGACUAAGAAAGUGGACUCUAAGACAAGAGAUGUGAAAGUUCUCCAACCUACAAUAGCCACUCAGACUGCUCGGACAACAGAAGCUAAUUCCCUUUACGAGAUGGACAAAGCAACGCAGGAGGUGAUCAAUGCAAUUGUUGAAGCACAAUCUUGUGGUCUUGGGCUUCCCGUGAAUAAGAUUUCUCUUGGUCCUGACCUACCAACUAUAUGUCUUCAAAGAUCAGUCGGUCUGCCUGAGCUUCGAAGCCUGCGACGCACUUUCAUUAAGCUGGCAGGGCAGUACAGCUUGAGUGGACCUCCCCCACCAGCAGAUGCUGAUAGCGCAACGAGGAUGUUUGUGGACUAUUUGAACAGGGAAAUCAGUUCCUGAUAUCAAUUUCUGAUGGAUUGACCCUAUGUAAGCCCUCUUUGUCUUGUGCGGCAAAGGCAUUGAAACUUGAAACUUUUUAUUGAGCCUAACGGAUUGUUUUCCCCUCUGAUCUUCUGCAUAAUUAUCCAGAAACACCAUGACACUCCUACACACUUACUGCUGAAUUAUGUCACUAUUACAACACGUAAAUUACACAAUUUUGAUGCA
Messenger RNA from Oryza sativa Japonica Group (Japanese rice), 798 nucleotides. NCBI's taxonomy places the organism in Eukaryota, Viridiplantae, Streptophyta, Magnoliopsida, Poales, Poaceae. The record is from RefSeq and is a predicted model, not a curated record.